GGAGUUUGGUUCUCGAGGCGGCGGCAGCAGCGGCAAGAGGCUCCGGCGGCUCCUCCUCCUCCUCCGGUGGCGGCGGCGCCCCGGGCCUCAGCCCCGGCCCCGGCUCCCCCUCUGCCACCCCGCGCGCCCCCACUUUCUCCGGCGCCGCGGGGAACAUGAGGCUCCGCUCCCGGAGGCCGGCGAGUGAGUGACCCCCGUUCCCCACCUCAGCCCGCCCGCCCGCUGGCCCGGCCGCUCCCCCCCCGCCUCGCCCAGGCAAUGACAGCGGCUCCGCCGUCUCCGCAGCAGAUCAGGGACCGGCUGCUGCAGGCCAUCGACCCCCAGAGCAACCAGAUCCGGAACAUGGUGGCGGUGCAGGAAGUCAUCUCCAGCCUGGAGAAAUACCCCAUUACCAAAGAGGCACUGGAGGAAACUCGACUUGGGAAGCUCAUCAAUGAUGUCCGCAAGAAGACGAAGAAUGAGGAGCUUGCCAAGCGGGCCAAGAAGCUGCUGCGGAGCUGGCAGAAGCUCAUCGAGCCCGUGCACCAGAAUGAGGCCACACUGCGGGGGCUGGCAGGCGCCACUGGCUCAGCCAAUGGGGGUGCCCAUAACUGUCGGCCAGAGGCAGGGGCAGCUGGCCCACCCAAGAGCAUCCACGACCUGAAGAACCGCAACGACAUCCAGAGGCUGCCCGGGCAGCGGCUGGACAGGCUGGGUAGCCGCAAGCGCCGGGGAGACCAACGUGACCUUGGCCACCCUGGGCCACCUCCCAAGGUCUCCAAAGCAAGCCACGACUCCCUGGUACCCAACUUGUCCCCCCUCCCCACUAACGGGAUCAGUGGGAGCCCUGAGAGCUUCCCUGGCCCCUUGGACGGCAGUGGGCAUGUGGGCCCUGAGGGCAGCCGCCUGGAGCACAGUGAGAAUGACAAGCACAGCGGCAAGAUCCCCAUCAACGCCGUGAGGCCGCACACUAGCUCCCCGGGCCUAGGCAAGCCCCCCGGGCCCUGCUUGCAGACGAAGGCUGCACUGCUGCAGCAGCUGGACAGGGUGGACGAGACUCCUGGCCCCCCCCACCCCAAGGCACCACCUCGAUGCUCUUUCAGUCCCCGGAACUCACGGCACGAGGGCUCCUUUGCCCGGCAACGGAGCCCGUACACAUACAAGGGCUCGGUGCCCAGUCCCUCGCAGAGGCCCCAGUCGCUUGAUGCCACACAGGUGCCAUCACCGCUUCCGUUGGCCCAGCCGUCCACACCCCCUGUGCGGCGACUAGAGCUGCUGCCCAGUGCAGAGAGCCCGGUGCGCUGGCUAGAACAGCCUGAGGGCCACCAGCGGCUCUCAGGGCCAGGCUGCAAGGCAGGGCUGCCCCCAGCCGAGCCUCUCCUGCCCCGGGCAGGCUUCUCCCCAGACUCCUCCAAGGCAGACAGCGAUGCUGCCUCCUCUGGUGGCUCGGACAGCAAAAAGAAGAAGAGGUACCGGCCUCGUGACUACACGGUUAAUUUGGACGGGCAAGUGGCCGAGGCGGGCGUCAAACCUGUCCGGUUAAAAGAGCGGAAGCUCACCUUUGACCCCAUGACAAGACAGAUCAAACCUCUGACCCAGAAAGAGCCAGUGCGGGCCGACAGCCCUGUGCACACAGAGCAGCCCAGGACAGAGCUGGACAAACCCGAGGCCAAGGCCAACCUCCAGAGCCCUUUUGAACAGACGAACUGGAAGGAGCUGUCGCGCAACGAGAUCAUCCAGUCGUACCUGAGCCGGCAGAGCAGCCUGCUCUCAUCAUCGGGUGCGCAGACCCCAGGGGCUCACCACUUCAUGUCCGAGUACCUGAAGCAGGAGGAGAGCACUCGGCGUGGGGCCCGGAAGCCACACGUGCUGGUGCCUCACGGCCCACCCACGGACCUCCCUGGGCUGAGCCGAGAGGUCACACAGGACGAUCUGGACAGAAUCCAGGCCCACCAGUGGCCAGGGGUGAAUGGGUGUCAGGACACACAGGGUAACUGGUAUGACUGGACGCAGUGCAUAUCGCUCGACCCGCACGGCGACGACGGGCGGUUGAACAUUCUGCCUUAUGUCUGCUUGGACUGACCAGCCCGCGGGCUCUAAGUGCAUUCCCACCUUGCAGUUAGCCGUGGAGGGUGGGGCGCCAGGACCCUGCCACCUCCAGUGGUUGGGAAUCCAGGGAGUCCGGCCUGGGGCGGGAGGGAGGGGGCGAGAGUCUCUAGGUCUCUCCGUGCUCUUCCCUCAAAAUUCUCCUUCUUUUGUGAAAUGCUGCUACCAGUUUACUAACAAAAUUGCAAAGGAAGGACUGUGUGGAAGGAAGGCCAGCAAAGUGAGUUCAGAACUCUAUAGCAAACCAGCUAUAAAAAGCGUUAGUUCCCCACCUCAGAAGAGGUGUGGACGCUGCCCAGCCCCCAUGAGCUGGGACCUCAGUUGCAGGCAGGCAGAGAAAACCUGUGGAAGAGGUUACCUUUAACACAGCAACAGAAGCACGCAUCUCAUCUCUUUGCAUUUUCUGUUUUUUAAUGUGGCCCUGAGUGUUUGAGGCAGUGGGCAACACUGCAGCUUCUGUUUGCACCCCACCUGGCCAGCUUUUCCAUCAUGGUGCCAGAAGCUUCCCAGCUAUAGCAAGCUGCUGGCAUCAGGCAGGCCAACUGGCCAGCAGUUUGACCCACACUCCAUGGGCAUCCACACAUUUGUAUCUCGUUUCAGUUAAAACCCAGUUUUUAAAGAAAUGCUGCAAAAAUUUAAGUUUUCUAGAGUUUAUUUUAUCCCCCUUUUCCAUCUCACCACCAGACGAGUAACUUUACUUUGUUCCUCCCUCUUCGUUUUCCCCUUCCUGCACAAAUCUAGAAAAGUUCACCUUCCUAGAGUCCCUUCCUCCCCCAAAAAAAACAAAAAACAAAAAAAAACAAAAAAACAAAAAAACACAAAAGUAACCGCGGGUGCUACUGGUGUGUAAGCUGUACUGUUGGGUGAGAGGAGACCUGUCUGUACGCUGGAAACACUCAUAACCAUUCCUUUAGAUUCGUUUGCCUUAUGGUUAUUUGUCAUAAACGCGAUUUGCAAAAACAAGGAGCCUUAGUGAAUGUACAGUACCUAGACUUCUGUGUUCUCAGGAUGCAGAAGGGAGCAACUUUGCUAUUUGGUCCAGUAAGUGGACACCUUGUGAUAUAAAUGUGGAAAUAAAAGAAAAAAAAAACAUUUGCACAAA
Molecule: messenger RNA, 3187 nt
Organism: Phacochoerus africanus (Common warthog)
Lineage: Eukaryota; Metazoa; Chordata; Mammalia; Artiodactyla; Suidae
Gene: MED26
Product: mediator complex subunit 26
Exons: 3
Coding region: 259-2061 (600 amino acids)
Biological process (GO): positive regulation of gene expression; regulation of transcription by RNA polymerase II
Cellular component (GO): mediator complex; core mediator complex; nucleus
Molecular function (GO): transcription coregulator activity
Source: RefSeq, a predicted model, not a curated record